AUGCGUGAAAAGCGGAGGAGAAGCGGUAGUAGUAGAGGUGAAGAAAGCAAGCGAAUAAUAAAGAUCGACAACAAUAGCGAUAAUAAUCAAAUACGUCAAAAUGAUGAUUUAGCUACGGAAGAAUUGGAACCUAAUUGGAUAAAUAGCUUGCAAAAAUUACCAGAGGAUUUUAGAGCUGUGUCAGAUGCAGCAUCUGAAUUGGCAGAAGGGUUCAGAAGAUUGCAAACUGCGAUAAUCGAUAUUCAACAAGUACAAUCAAACUCAGAAGUGGUGUCGCAAUUUUUGAAUUUGAUGCCACAGUCUUUAGACUUCUUACAGGAAAAUAAUCAAGAAAUAAAUUCAGAAAACGAACGUCGUCACAAACAUCAGCAAUCUGAAACAAAACCAAUCAUCAUUAAAAAACCUUCAAAUUCCAAGUCCAAAUCCACAGAAAUAAAAGAAAUAGAGAAAGAUAUACUACCGUACGAGGAACGAACUGCAAUCAACGACAAGUUAAUCGCCUAUUAUAAUCGUCGUGAAAGAAUCACCGAUAUGAAUCGCACUGAAUUGAUUCAGGAACUUACCGAUUGUGCAGUUAAUAAAGAUGUGGGCGUAAAUUUGGCGGCUAACUUACAGAAAUACCUUAUCAGAAAGUAUAUUCCGAAACACCCCUUUCUUAUUCGCGCUAUUCAAAAGUGGGUGAAAAAGGAAAUAAAGAUUCGCGGUGAAAUUCCUAUGGAUUAG
Molecule: messenger RNA, 723 nt
Organism: Ambispora leptoticha
Lineage: Eukaryota; Fungi; Glomeromycota; Glomeromycetes; Archaeosporales; Ambisporaceae
Source: the annotation of a GenBank genome assembly